Corythoichthys intestinalis (scribbled pipefish) is the source of this 6555-nucleotide messenger RNA. RefSeq names its product multiple C2 and transmembrane domain-containing protein 2-like. Gene Ontology annotation, biological process: regulation of neurotransmitter secretion. Gene Ontology annotation, molecular function: calcium ion binding. NCBI's taxonomy places the organism in Eukaryota, Metazoa, Chordata, Actinopteri, Syngnathiformes, Syngnathidae. The coding region runs from base 30 to 2789 and encodes 919 amino acids. Gene Ontology annotation, cellular component: synaptic vesicle membrane. The record is from RefSeq and is a predicted model, not a curated record. The transcript is spliced from 22 exons.
CUUUGUUGCCCGCUUUCGUUCGCUGUCGAAUGGUGGAAGCAAACUGGGAAUGGGAGGAGGGAGCAAGUAAAAAAAGUCAGUACACUCCAGUCACAUCGCUGCGUCGAAGUCAAUCGUGGAGCGGGAAGGACAAUACACGUCGUCACGACGUUCCUCUGCCGCCGCCUUCAAGAUGUCUGUUAGCACACACUAAAAGAAAUCAGGACUCCAAGAAUCCCAGCAUGCUGCAGCACUUGCGCCAAAAGCUGCGACGGGACAAAAAGGGCCUUGACAAAAAGAGCUCCGCCGCGUCCCGUCUAGAAGCGACCGUCGUCGACCACCGACUCAGCUCCUCGGUGCCCGACAUGCGGGACCUCAAACAGGAUGUCUAUCACAAAGCUUCCUCCUCCGUUUACCUCCGCAAGAGUCUGAAUCCUUGCAAUAGCAGCCCUAGCACACCACUGGCCCAUCCUGCCCGACAAGGUGGCUUAGGGGGAGGAGCAGGUGUCGCCACAGGGAGUGAGCACACACUUUGCGUGCCUGCAGACUGCCCCGACUGGACGUCAUCACAGGAGUCGUUCAACAGCACGUACAUGGAAGACUGCUCCAUGGAGUGGCGACGACACUCGGCCCGAGGAGGAGGCGGCGGCGGAAUGGAGGCUGAUGAACUGGGCCUACCUGAGGUCAUGACCGUUUACAGCUCGGAUGCCAAUGCUGGUGGGGACGACGGCUCGCAGUGUGACAUGGAAGCUCCAAGCAACUUCGAGGGCAGCAGAGAGUCUCUCAGUUCCUUCUUACUCACCAUCAACCUGAAGGAGGGACGCAACCUGGUCAUCAGGGACCGCUGCGGCACUAGCGACCCAUAUGUGAAGUUCAAGCUGGAGGAUAAGACCAUCUACAAGAGCAAAUGGAUCUACAGGAAUCUGAACCCCGUGUGGAGUGAGAACUUCUCCUUCCCGGUCCGGAACCUCAGCCAGUGGCUCUACGUCAAGGUGUACGACCGUGACUUCACCACAGACGACUUCAUGGGCUCGGCCGGCAUCUUUCUUAGUGACCUGGUUCUUGACAAGGUGCACGAGCUGUGCCUAAGACUGGAUGACCCUAACAGCCUCGAGGACGACAUGGGUGAAAUUCUGCUGGACAUUACCCUCACACGCCGAGACGGCGACAGUCGACGAGGACCACGCUGGCCACAAAUCCGAAAACGCAGUAGUCGGCAGAGCUCGCGACUAUCCGACUCGCUGAGGAAGAGUCAGUUGUGGACUUCGGUGGUGACGGUGACGCUGGUGGAGGGUCAGGAUGUUCCCGUGAUGGACUCUUGCAAUGGAGAGCUCUUCGUCCGCUUCCGGCUAGGGGAGCAGCAAUACAAGAGCAUGAAUGUCGCCAAAGUGCCUAGGCCUCAAUGGAGAGAGAGAUUCAACAUGAACAACUUCUUAGAGAGUGGCCACAUCCUCGAAGUGGAACUCUGGUCCAAAGAGGGCCGACGAGCCGAGGAAUGUUUGGGAUCGUGCACGGUGGAUCUUUCCGAAGCGCCUCCAGAUGAAAGGGUGCUUUUCAAGCUAACUCUGGACUCGAGUCGAACAUGUCUGGUCAUACUGGUCAGGGUCAGUGCAUGCAACAGGGUCUCCAUAUCGGACCUCUGCAUGGCGCCACUGGAUGAGCCGACUGAGCACCAAAACCAGCUGGACAACUAUAGCCUUCGGAGGUCCUUGAAGAACCUGAGCGACGUAGGCUUUCUCCAAGUCAAAGUCAUCAAGGCAUGCGACCUUCUUUCUGCCGAUCUAAACGGCAAGAGCGACCCCUUCUGCGUCUUGGAACUCUGCAACGACAGACUACAGACGCACACGGUCUACAAAAGCCUCCAGCCUGACUGGAAUAAAGUUUUUACCUUUCCUGUCAGAGACAUCCACGAAGUCCUGCUGGCGACCAUCUUUGACGAAGAUGGAGACAAAGCUCCAGACUUCUUGGGAAAAGUGGCCGUUCCUCUGCUCUCGAUCCGCGGGAGGCGGCAGAUCACCCUGCCAUUAAAGAAGGAGGACCUAGGCGGCCUCAGCAAAGGAAACAUCACACUUGAGCUGGAGAUCAUUUUUAAUCCCGUCCGCGCCAGCAUAAGAACAUUCCAGCCACGGGAGAGGAAAUUCAUGGAAGACAAUCCCAAAUUUUCCAAAAAGGCUUUGACAAGAAACGUGCAACGAGUGCAGGCGCUCUACCGGGCCAUCAAGUCCACGAUGUUGUACGUUAAAAGCUGCUUUAAUUGGGAAAGUGUCCAGAGGAGCCUACUGGCCUUCGUGGUCUUCCUGUUGACAGUUUGGCACUGGGAAUUCUACAUGCUGCCGCUCAUUAUGGUUCUGCUCAUAUCAUGGAACUACUUUCAGAUUCGCUCCGGCCGUGUUAGUCAAGACCUGAGCAGUAUGGAUGUUGGUGAUGAAGAGGAGGAGGAUGACAAGGAGUCUGAGCGUCGAAGUCUGAUGGAGAAGAUCCACAUGGUGCAGGACAUCGUCAUCAGGCUUCAAAAUUUCCUGGAUGGAGUGGCCAACUUCGGCGAGAGGAUUAAAAACACCUUCAACUGGUCCGUGCCCUUCCUGUCCAGCUUAGCUUUGCUGGUGUUCGUCUUGGCAACCAUCAUCACAUAUUACAUCCCGGUGCGCUACAUCGUCUUGAUAUGGGGUAUCCACAAAUUCACCAAGCGAUUGCGCAACCCUUACGCCAUUGACAAUAAUGAGCUUCUGGACUUCCUCAGCAGGGUGCCUUCAGAUGUGGAGAAGGUGCAGUAUAGCGAGCCAAAAGGUUUCAAGAAAAAGAAGACAUAAACUGACAUCUUCCUCCAUUUGUUAAGUUGGAACCUUUUUUUGUACUCCGUACUUUUAAAUACUUUUAAGUACUGAAACCAUACAACUCCAAAGGACAUACUGGUUUACUUUUCGUAUAUUUUACUUCUGGAUAUGUUACUUGGACAUUUUACAUAUGGAUAUACCAUAUACUUGUAUAUAUGAAUGCAUACAUUAUUUAUUGUUGCCCAGGUUUCUUAAAGCAAUAAAUGCUCACACCAAGUGAAGCGUCUUUUCUCUUGAUGAUGGCAGGCAUCCAUCGUCCCCCUACGCCUCUUACCUCGGGCGUCGUCAUUAGCAACGGGACCCAACUGACCUCUGCGCAGCUGCUAUGACACCCGCACCACCCCAAUCCCAAUCCCGAUUCAAAUUCCAAUUCACCAAAUGAAAACAUGGUGCUAGCGCCUGACAGAAACAAAUUAAAUACAGCUUGAAACAUAGAGUUUCGAAACAGGAAAAAGAGUCUUGAUUUUAUGACAACAAAAUCCUAAUAUAUUGGGUGAAGUGAUAAUUUAAGAAAAAUCAAGUUAGAACCGACUCAUAGUUUAAUUAAAACUUAAACAGAAGUUGUGAUUAAUAAUGACAAUAUGGGGAAAAGUUAUUCCUUGAAUGAAGAUGUGAGAUUGUGGGGAAAAUUUUAGUAUUUAACAAGAUAAUUAGUUGUUUUUAUUUUUUUUUAAAGGUGUAGUUUUUUUUAGAAAUGAAGCUGUAUAAUAAUUUUAACCUUUUCAGGGACUGUGGAAAGCUAUUUAAAUAAUAUUUUGAUAAUUAUUUAUUUAACCCUUAAUAGGGGUAGUUUUGGGUCAUUAUUAUUUUAAAUAUUAGCAGUUAUUAUUUUUCUAUUUUUUAAAAAUGAUUAAUCAUUGCAUUUUAUCCCCUUUUUUAAAUUUAAAUAUAAACACCUAUAUAAAUUAAUACAAUGUUAAUAAAAGCUAAUUCAUGAAAUUAUAAUGAAUAAAAAGAAACUCUGGUUAAAGUCCCAAGUAACACUCUAAAGUAGAUUUUUAUUUUUACAUAAUAUUGAACUCUUUGCAUGCCAUUGACGGUGCCAGACGUCCAAUUGGUUUGAACUGGGAAGACUGGCCGUUUAGGUUAAGGACCAUUGAUGGUGGUAGAUGUUCAUUUGCUUCUCCCAGUUUAAAUAGAUUGGACGUCUAGUGCCGUCAAUGGCAGCCGAUGAGUAAAAUGAGUGGGGGGGAAAAAGUCAUGAUUCAUGCAUGAAAGGUUUAAAUUUCUUGAAAACAAUAUAUUUUUUUUACAACAUUGCCACCAUAAUAUGAAAAGUAAUCACGAAGAAUAUUUUGAUUUUCUUAACACUCAGGUGACUUAAAGUUCCGCUCUGAGACCCCCAAUUUGGCCAAAUUUAAAAAUUGUCCUAUAUGCAUGUGUGAUACAUCAUUGGAAAGGUUAAAAUCUCAAUUUUCUGGGGGAGGAAAAAAUUUGAACAGGAGGAUAUUUUUGGGGAAAAAAAAAAAAAAAUGAAACCCCUAAACCCUAACUCGAGGUGAGAGCAUGAGAGAGCAUAAUUAAAGACGCCAUGAUUUAACUAAAUAUUAUUGCGCACUUACCUUGUUUCGAUCCAAAAACUCGUGUAGCAUAUUUCACGGAGUGUCAAGACACAGUUGUGAAUGGCCACAGCCGGACUUUUUGGGGAUUUUAGGGGUGAAACACGGUGAUAUAACAAGGGUCGCAAAGCAGAAAUUGCAGACAUCAAAGAGUGGUCGAGAUUUUCUUUUUUAAAUAAUUACCCUUUUAAACGUUUUUUUCCCCCCAGUUUUUCUUUAUUUGGAUCGAUUAUUUAUCAUCUAAAAUAUCGGGGAAAUGCAACAGUCACAAAAAAAACACAAUUAAGCGAUAGUUAUUAGCAGUGUUGCGAAUAACGCCGUUAUAAAUAACGCCGUUACAUAACGGCGUUAUUUUUUCAGUAACGGGGUAAUCUAACUUUUUUUCCGCCGUUACCGUUACUGACAGUCAAAAGCGGUGCGUUACUUACUUUGAAUAAAUUGAAGAAAUUACCAGCCGUAGCGAGUCUACCCUGCUCUGUUUAUUUGUCAUCCAAGACUUUGGGUGCGUUCAGGUUCAUGGCAAUGAAAAUAGUAAACACACAUAGCCUACCUUUGGAAGAACGAUGGACUUGCCGUUUGAUACGGUCAUAAUGUGCAGGUCCUGCACCCAUCCGCAGCAAAACUGUUCAUAGCUUUGUAGCGAUUUGUAAUUUCGGAAUCGCUGAUGAGUUUAGUAACAUACACCAAACAAUAAAUACAGCAGAAUGUUAAUUGUGGAAGCCCGUCGACAUCUUUACUCCAUUUGUCUUUGGCUUGCUCAUAAGGGUCAACAUUGUUCAGAUUCUUAAGUUUGAUCACAUAUCUGUUCUUUGCCUUAGUAACGAGUUUGUCUCUUUAUCGAACUGGCAAGUUAAAGUUUAAUGUCAGCGGGCCAGACCUGCUUCCAAUAUGGCUGCGUUGUUGUCAGAUCUCACGUGAUCCCCCAUUCUGUGACGUAAAGACUCGCGCCUAAUAGCGCACGUAUAUGUGUAUUUGAUGUUAAUAAAGUUUGUUUUAAAAAAAAUAAAAAAUAAAAAUUCAGAGCCAGUGUUUUCACACACAAACCGGAACAGCUCGUGUGGCAAACACACACACGCAAAAGCAUUUAGAGGAAAAUUUGUCCUUUACGAGGUAGAGAUAUAAAUACUAUUUCAAGUUGGUCGAAAUUAAAGGAAAGAACGUGCAUGUAAAUUGAUGUCCCGGGGCAAAGCUUUUGUCGACAUCUGUGGUAAGCAAAUCAAAUCUGUUUAUUUUUGUUGCACUUCAAGUGUAGGAUAAAUCUGUUUCUGGUGAGGUGCAAUAAAUAUUACAAGGUUCUAUAACACAACUACCUAUCUGUUCUUCUCUAUUCAACUGACUCGAAUACUGCUCAGAAAAUUUCAAAUUAUUUGACAUACAACAACUUCAUUUUAAAGUAACGGAAAUAGUUACUUUCCCUGGUAACUAGUUACUUUUACUAUAGAGUAAUUCAGUUACUAACUCAGUUACUUUUUGGAAGAAGUAGUGAGUAACUAUAACUAAUUACUUUUUUAAAAUAACAUGCCCAACACUGGUAGUAAGUAUGUAUUUAUUCAGUUACUUUUUGGAAGAAGUAGUGAGUAACUAUAACUAAUUACUUUUUUAAAAUAACAUGCCCAACACUGGUAGUAAGUAUGUAUUUAAAAAUAAAUGAAUAAAACACACUUUUGCGCUUCGGUGUGGAAGGUAUUUUUCCUAACUUUUCAUAACUAAUUACUUUUUUAAAGUAACGUGCCCAACACUGGUUAUGAGGUAGAUAUCUGUGAUCCAUUUGCAAACGCUAUUUUUUUCAUUGUGACAUAAUUUGUUUAUGUGAGUGAAUAAUUUUAAUAUAAUUUUUUUUGUUUGUUUUUUUGUUUUUUUAAACUAAAUAUUAGACAUCAAUUAAUGAUUCUAAGCUAACAAUGAAAGACAUUUUGAAUGGUAUGAAUGAAAUGUAAUUACCUUUUUAUGGCUGGGUUAAAACAAAAGCGGUUGCGCGGUGCCUGUAAAAGGGGGUCUCCAGGGUAAAACGGAAAAAUCAAAAAGUUUGGGGGCUUAAUGCGCCAUGAAAUUGCUAUGGUAGCAUAUAGACAUAUUGUUCUAUCAAACACAACAGUUCUUUUGGCUUAAAAUACAGCAGUUUAUUUUAAAGAGGGGUGCAAGACCAGAAACUGCCUUUCAGCCUUGUCUGUGUUUGCCGCCAU